AUGCAACAUAGUGCAGGUGCUCUAUUUAGAAAGGCAGUGGCCAAUGGUAAUCCAUUGCAGAUUGUUGGUACUAUCAAUGCUUACUCGGCAAUCUUGGCCGAUAAGUCUGGUUACCAAGCAAUCUACUUGUCAGGUGGUGGUGUGGCCGCUGCAAGCUUCGGUCUCCCAGACUUGGGUAUCACAACAAUUAACGAUGUAGUUGAGGAUAUUAGAAGGAUUACAAGAGUUACCAAAGUUCCAUUGCUUGUUGAUGCUGACACUGGAUUCGGAAGUGCAUUCAACAUUGCAAGGACUAUUGAGGAGUUUGAGCGUGCUGGUGCUGCUGGAUGCCAUAUUGAGGACCAGGUCGCUGCCAAGCGUUGUGGUCAUCGUCCAGGCAAGAUGAUUGUUAGUCAACAAGAGAUGGUCGAUCGUAUCAAGGCUGCUGUGGCCGCAAGGAGAGAUCCAAACUUUGUCAUCAUGGCCAGGACUGAUGCCCUUGCAAACGAGGGCAUUGAGAAGGCCAUCGAGAGAUCCAAAGCAUACAUCGCAGCAGGCGCUGACAUGUUGUUCCCAGAGGCUUUGACCGAGUUGUCACAAUACCAAGCAUUCAGAAAGGCAUUGCCCAAUGUACCAAUCCUUGCCAACAUCACAGAGUUUGGAAAGACUGAACUGUUCACAUGUGAGGAGCUGGCCAACUCAGGCGCCAGCAUGGUCCUCUACCCACUGUCUGCAUUCCGUGCGCAGGCUGCUGCCACCGUCAAGGUGUACGAGUCCAUCAAGAAGGAUGGUACUCAAAAGAAUGUUGUCCCACUGAUGCAGACCCGUGAAGAGCUCUACAAGUAUCUCGACUAUCACAAGUUUGAGGAUCAGCUGGACGUCCUAUUUGGCAAGCAUUCCGAGGACAAGGAAUGA
Molecule: messenger RNA, 894 nt
Organism: Acytostelium subglobosum LB1
Lineage: Eukaryota; Evosea; Eumycetozoa; Acytosteliales; Acytosteliaceae
Exons: 3
Coding region: 1-894 (297 amino acids)
Molecular function (GO): methylisocitrate lyase activity
Source: RefSeq, a predicted model, not a curated record